Messenger RNA from Solenopsis invicta (red fire ant), 5213 nucleotides. RefSeq lists its product as uncharacterized. The record is from RefSeq and is a predicted model, not a curated record. Lineage: Eukaryota; Metazoa; Arthropoda; Insecta; Hymenoptera; Formicidae. Bases 260 to 4402 code for a protein of 1380 amino acids. The transcript is spliced from 22 exons.
UUGUCCCGGCUUUUCAGUUUUCCGUGCCAAUCGCGAGAGUUGACGUAUGGCUUCUUGGUGUCAUCGAGGUUGCGGGCUCAUGAUGCUCGAGGCCAUUGUCUCGCGAAUCCUUGUGAAAUACAUAUCGUGAUUCUUGCUACGUAUACAUAUAUUUAUACGUGUGUGCAUAUGUGUGUGUACAGGAGUGUCUUUUUCGCAGAAUCUCGGCGAACGAAAGUCCUGAAUUCUCGGAAUCCCGCUGAACGGAAACGGCGGUGCCAUGUCCGCGGAAUCGCAGGACACCGAAUUGGAGAACGUAUGGCAGCGGAUAUUUAUGGAGUGCAACUCCUCCGCGUCGAUCUCAACGGCGGAUUCGACGUUGGACUCGACGGUGAACGAUACGGUGUUAGUCACCAGGAUCAUCAACUACAUGCAGGAACAUUUGCCGACCUGGUCAAUCGACAACCUGGUGGAGUUAUGGAGGUAUUUGGCAACCGUUUCGACGGAUGAGCGUGUGAAUCUGCAUCAGUUCAAAGAGGCAACGAAACGCUGGCUUGUCAAGAUGCAACAGGUUCAGGCUACACAGGAUGGCAAUAACAAUGGAGAAGUGGCCAUGGAAAAAUUUCUCGUGAGCGACCCGGACUCAUCAAUGAAAACCAUGGACAUGGAUAACAUGGAGUUCGAAUUCCGUCUGAAAUUUCGAAAGCUCAACGAGGAGAAUAAUGACCUUCGCGGCGAGCUCGAGCGAUGCGAAGAAUCAAUCAAUACUCUCAGACAAAAACUUAAGCAAACCGAGCAGCAACUAAAGCACUACAAACAGAAAUGUCAGCAAUUUGAAAAGGAAAACAACGAGCAAAGAGAUCAAUUAAACGAAUUAAUUGAAAAGGAAAAAACUAUAGUUUUGGAAUUAAUUGAGAAGGAAAGGGCUAUGACCUUGGACCUUCAAAGAUGUACAGAAGAGAAGGAGAAGUUGUUGAAGCAAUUGGAAAUCGCGGAGAUUGAGAUACUGACUAUACCAUUCUUGAAAGAAAAACUAGAGAAAAUUACCAAGGAGAAAGAAAGCUUUAUAGACGUAAUCGCCAAAAUGCAAGAGGAAUUUGAAGAAAAAGAAGACAGUUGUAGAUAUUUGAGAACCACUAUAACCGAGCUCGAGGAUACGAGCAUUAGCCUAAAAGAGAACUAUGAAUGUAUGAUUAGUAGUCUACGUGAAAAGAAUCGUCUGCUUGAGACCGAAAAUGAGGAACUUCAAUCGUUGUCAUCCUUUAACGUGUACCCUUCCGGAGAAAAAUUCUCACCUAUGUCGGACACAAAUGAAUACAACAUGCAUAGUACACCUUAUAAAUCAACGCCGACGCAAAAUUCAUUGUACAUGGAAUUAAAAGUCUCUGGCUUUACAGCUGAAUGUAGCAGAAGCGACAGGGAAGACCUAGAAGAGGAAUUAAACCAGUACGACGCCACGAUUCUUGAGAUAAUGGAACAGCUAGAAAAAGUUAUAGAGUUUUUUGUUACGAUGCGAGGCUCCGCCGACAACUCAUCUUACUUUAACCCGCAAGACACGGACGUAAGAACUCGUACAGUUGAUGUAUUGAAACACAAAGUGUCUUUUCUAUUGAAUAUGACGGCAGAAGAGGUUGAGAGGAGGAACACGAGACAGGAUUCGAGCACGCAGUUUCCAAUUGAUUCAGCAAAUGCGACUGAUGAUUUGGCUCAAUUUGACAACGAAAGUUUGCAAGCGUACAGAUCGAUACACACAUUGCCGUCGGGCUUGCAAUCAUCUUCGCUAGUCGCAGAAGACUCGAUAUCACAAAAGUUCAGUUAUCAAAAUUCUGGAACAAAUACUGCCGAUGUUCUUCCGUUCGCGCAAGGAGACGGUCUAACGCAGAAAAAGGAACAAUUUACGCCGCCUGCUGAGGAAGUUUUUAAUCAGAAAGAUUUGACCUAUAUCGAGGAAAAUUGCUCGAGCGAAAUGUCAAAAGGGUCGAACGUCCUGCAAGUGGAUACGAAAGCGUUGGCCACGUCGGAGGAAGAGAAGACGGACGCCAGAAGUUUCCAAGUACCGGAAGUGAGCAGCGCGAGCAAUCCGACGAGUCCUCGCAGAAAGAUCUCUGUCUACUGCCGUUCGUUUGACGUGGUGGCAGUGCAGGAUCGGCGCGAGGAUCACCCGAGGUCUAACAAUCUGGAAGUGAGAGAGUCGCCGAGCAAACCGGACGACUCCCCCGCGCGAAUCGACAGGAUCGCCGCGAGGGAUCGAAAUAACACGCCCAAUCAAAAGUAUUUGUUUAAUGACGUUUACCGCAACGUGAAGAGCGACAGCGAUUCUUCGAAUUCCACGCCGGUGAAGCACUUCCAGGACGUGAACGACGAAUCGCCGAUCGCGCCGCAGCCGAUAUUUAGAAAGGUCCAGUUGGCGCCCACGCGUUUAAGAUUUUCUGAAGCUAGAAGCGAGUUGGAUAAAGCCACUGUGGCUCCCAGCUGUGCUUCUCCAGUUCCAGUGGAUUCCACUGAAUUGAAUAUUUCGAUUACGAGAUCCAAUUCUUCGUCUUCCCUGUCUCCCGUCGACAGACGCAGGAAGGACGACGACGGUUCCGUGUAUUUAUCUUCGACGUUCGUAAACGAGGACAAGAUGGAAGUGAAAAGUACGAUGCUCGAGUCUAAAUCAUCGAACGAAAACAUUUCGCAGACAUUUUCGGUGCCAAAUCGCUGCCUAUUUCCGCGUUAUCAAGCUGAUUCAGCGAAGAUCGCGGAUUCAGAGGAUCCCCACUCCGAGGCGAGCGUGCAAAGAGUCUGCGACAACGAGAGUCAGUCGCGAAUCGAACGGUCAGUCGAUAGCCAAAUGUCGAGUCGCAAGGACAGUUUGGCCGUUUCGGGCAGCGAAUGCGAACCAGCGGUGGCAGAAGCGGGGUGCUUUGAUCAAUGCAGCACGAUUAACGAGAAAGUCGCGAGUGAGGCCGGCAAGGCCGUCAAUGUCGUGUCGUCCACAUCGUUAACCGAUGAGCCGAUCUCCGCGAAGGUGGUGUCGUACACGAACUUGGCGCAGAGCGACGAAAAAGCGCGCGAAAGAGACCGGUUAAUGAAACAAAAAAUACGAAAGUCGCGGUUUUUAAAUAUGAAAAGAUCGUACUCGGAGGACGAAAGCCUUGGUCAAUUGGAGUGUCAUUGCAAACGACGAAGCAGAUCUUUGAUUCCAGAAGAUAGUCAAAGCAGAGUCUUCCCCAGUCUCACGGACACUUGUCUGCAGGAAUUUGGGAUAGCCAAUUUAUCGGACGACGAAUUGGAGUGUAAUAGAGAGGAUCCAAGUGAGCUUGAAUUGCAGAAGAAGUACACGGCGUUCUCGUUGUGCCUCUGCGUAGACAGGCUGACUCUACCGCGAAGGAUAGCGAUGUCGAUUCGGCAACGCGAUCAAUCAGAGAAAAAUCUCUCCUCUGAAGUGGAGAAUAUGCAACAAGAUAUUCAGGAACUCGCGCCACUAUGCAUGGACAGGGAAUCCGCGGAGCGGGUGGAUCGAGUCAGGCAUCGGUUGGACAUGAUUGUGCGAUGCGCGCACAGGGUGUCCUGCACGGCCGAGACUCUGGGCGCCGUGCACCAGGAACGUAGGAUUUCCCGGGCCAUUCUGCUGGCCGACAAGUAUCUCCAGUUGCUGCAGUCCCGGUGUGAGAAGCUGAUUACCAGUGUCGCCGAGAUUAAACGGAUCCUGGUAGAGAACAACAUAGUAAUAGAGGAAAACUCCGGCGAGCUCAACGACGAAGUGCCCCGCAUCAGAUACAGGAGCGGUACACCCGUCAAUAAUCGUAUGAUGAUGGCUAGGAGGAGAGCCAGUGUGGCCACAAUGUCUCGGCCGAUGGGCAGUACACAGGAUGUGACAAAGGACAUCGUAAGGCAGCGAAAUUCGUCCGUUUCCGGACGUAUGACUCUCAGGAGGCCGUCUUUCCACUCCGAAUCCCCAAAGUGGGAGAUCGAAAAACUAGAUCGUGCCGAAAGCUCCAACAGUAUCAAUGAACUACGAGGUAUUUUCGAACACGCUGAAUCUCGACGUAACUCAAAGGAGGAAAAUAACAAUAUGCGACUGAGCCACUCCAAUAGUCAAAGUACAGUAAAUUGUGCGCUAAUUGACAAAGUUUGGACGAAUGUAAAAGAGGAGGAGGAAGAAGAGGAGCCGGCUUCUGAAGUUUUCGAUAAUGAAAAUAUUCAUUCUGAGAGUAGAUCAAGCACAAAAUCAUCUUUUCAAUUAAGACGAAGAAGAAGACCAAUAUUGCCUAUAAUAUUGAGUAUUCUAAUUUUCUUCCUUCUCUUUUAUGUGAUUCGUGUAAUGAUGGCAGAAGUGGUUUAUUUUCACGUUUGUCAAGAUCAGCCAUUAAACAAACUGGUCGAAUAUGUUAUCGAGAGAUACCGUCAGAUGAAGAAAACGGCUCCUCACCCCAUGUGAUUCUCCUAAUGUUCACGCGAUCUGAUUAGCUGUAUCAGUAAAACAAAUAGCAAGACUAAUUGUAUAUUGUAACAUAUGUCAAUUAUGGAAAGGCUGAAUAAAUUAAUAAUUGCAAAGUUUGUUCCGCCUUUUAAAUAUGGUCACGCAGUCACGUAGCCGCGAGUACUGUUAUGUUCUCGCGGUCCCUUGUUGCAACUGUGUUUAAAUUAUGACUUCAGAAAUGAAGAAUCAUGUAAAUUUUCCUUUUGUGCGCUGUUAUGCGAAGCAAAUAAAUUUUUUCAUCUAUUAUCGCUUAUGUUUGAUAUUACAAUAAAAUCCAUAGUAUUUGUGUUUAAUAUAUUAAUGAAUGACUAAAUCUAGAAUAAAAUUUAUUUCGUGUUCUGAUUGAAUACAUUUAUUAAUACAAAAGACUUAAAAUUAGAAAAAUGAUAGAUACAUUUUGUCAAUUUACAUUAUCAAAUCUGCAUAGAGAAAAAUUAAUUUAGUUCGACAUAAAGUGCAAGGAAACAUUCACAUUUCUCGCUUCUGAUAUUGUAAUUCAACGUUGCAAAGGUUUAAAAAACGACCAAAAAUUUAAAAAUAAAUUGUUUACAGUACUAAAUUUUGUUUUUGUAAAAAAAACAGUAUGAUUAAUAUUUGUAUCUUUUCACAAAUUUUAAUCACAUUUGAGUGUUAUGUUUUAAAUAUUAAAGGAUAUCCAGGGUUACUGCGUUUAUUAUUAACACAUUAUUUAAAAAAUAAAAGUUGUUUUAAAUGUUUUAAAAUAUUCAGAAAAGCAAAUGUUAUUAAUAAAGAAACUAGAAAAAUCAAA